Molecule: messenger RNA, 611 nt
Organism: Boeremia exigua
Lineage: Eukaryota; Fungi; Ascomycota; Dothideomycetes; Pleosporales; Didymellaceae
Exons: 2
Coding region: 125-337 (70 amino acids)
Source: RefSeq, a predicted model, not a curated record
CAGAGCGCAGCACCAGGCAUUACAAAAAAUCGAACGUAUACGCUUGAACGGUGUUAUUUAGUUCCAUUCAUGUAGCUUCUUAGUGAUAAUUUGGAUCUUAUAAAAGUGCUAAGUAGUUGGUUGGAUGUGCCUGGGUGCAGUAUGCUGCUACCUCUGGUGUAAUAUCACGGGUCUCUACUUACAGCCGAUCGAGGUUCUCGAUACAUCGUUUGAGCAGUUUGUGGACAGCCUCAUGGCCCGCCUGUUGCGCUGUCAGAGUGCCACUGGUGCCAUUUCCGGAAUGACGUAUGCUUCGUCCUUUAGAAGUAGGCCUGACACCGAUAUUGCGAUCAUCUGAACACAUUCAAAACGACCAGAGCGCUUCACAUAUAGACAUCUACUGCCCAUAGCUACUUAGCAGAGCGCAUCAUCAGGCAAUAAGGAUCUCAUUAAGGCGCUUUCAUGUCAGAAGAUAUGCGCUUAGCAGGAGUCAUUCAGUGGGAGUUACCUUGUCUCUCAAGUUUCAGAAAAAACGGCGGAUAAGACCCUAAAUCUAGAAUUUAGUUAAAAGUUUCCUAUAUUGUAGGUAAAAAGGUAUUCUGUAAAGUUUUUAAGUAUUUCCCCUACUUAAC